This is a messenger RNA of Gongylonema pulchrum, 207 nucleotides long. NCBI's taxonomy places the organism in Eukaryota, Metazoa, Nematoda, Chromadorea, Rhabditida, Gongylonematidae. The record is from the annotation of a GenBank genome assembly.
AUGAAGAUGCGAAUAGUACCAUACGCUGUGGACAUCAAAGUCCAGCGUGAAGAUAUCAAGAGAGCAGCAAUGGUAAAAAAUUGUCCGCAUCGCCAACAACGACUGACCAGGUUCCAACAUCUCUCAAUUUUUUUGAGCGUUGAAAAGGAGAUAGCGAUCCGGAAUGAUCUAGUAAUGGUGAACAAAGAGCUGCGCCAAAUUUAUUAG